UUGGAGAUUUCUGUUCAGUGAUCGUAGUGGAAAGUUUUGGAAUUAUGGACAGAACGGCCCUUUUCAAAGCCACUGUGAAAACUAUACGGACCAGAAAUAAAGCCCUUGGUGUCAAAGAGGCAACAAAGGACAUUUUGGGCUCGAAAAGACACAAGGGUGAAUUUGGAACGAAAGCGAAAGAAGUGCUUGUCAAUAUUAGUAAGCUGAGAGAUUUCCUACUAAAACACCAAAAGGAUUAUGUCAGUCCAUUCAGUCACCUGAGUUUAGAGUUGUCUAGUAUGACAGAUGAAGAGCGAGACCAAAUAGACACAGAUGCUGAAACUUACAUGAGAACAUGCUCAGUUGCUAUACAAACCCUCAAAAAUGAAGCAUUGCAGCAGAAAAGAAGUGAACAAGUUAUGACUCACAGGGAAGUUGUACUGGAAAUGCUAGGACAGUAUUUAAAAGUGGUUUGCAAGUUGUACAGUGAACAAAGAGCUAUCCGUGUCAGGAGAGUAGUGGAAAAGAAACGAAUAUCCAGACUACAACCUGAACAAAAACGAUUGAAACAAGAGUCAAAUGGACAGCUUGAUUCUAAAUCAUCUGCUUCAGAAGUCAAAGAUGAUGUUUCAAAAGCAGAAUCCAAAAGUCCAACACAACCUCUAGAUUUGGCUCCUCCUCCUCCUCCUCCAGGGGAGGAUGAAGAAUUGACAGCAGAGGAAGUCCAGAUGUUUGAAAUGGAAAACCAGAGGUUGUUUACAGAAAUGAACAGUUUGGUGAACGAAGUGAGGCAAAUUGAAGGAAAAGUAGUAGAAAUAUCUCAGCUCCAAGAAAUUUUCUCUGAAAAGGUUUUACACCAGUCUGCACAGAUUGACAGAAUACAUGAGACUGCUGCAGGAACAACAGAAAAUGUCAAGGGAGGAAAUGAACAGAUAAGAGAGGCCAUCAAGAAUAAUGCCAGCUUCAGAGUUUGGAUACUUUUCUUUCUGGUUAUGUGUUCAUUGUCACUGCUGUUUCUCGACUGGUACAACUAAAUGGGGAGAAGAACUUUGAAAUAGUCAAUUUAAGCAAAUCUUAAACAUGUAGAAAAAAAUUGAAUUUCAUUAUGCCCAGAGCUGUGAUGAAUAAAUGAAUAAAACAUCACUUCUCCUUCAGCCAAAAACAGAAAUUAAAGUAACUUUCAGUGCUAGAAGUUCAAAGAGCAAUAAUAUUAUAAUAAAAUGGAAUUACAUUUAUAUAUGAACAGGUAGAUUUAAUGUUGCUUGUAAACCAUAACUAUUUCUGUUA
This is a messenger RNA of Pocillopora verrucosa, 1266 nucleotides long. Its product is annotated as syntaxin-18. NCBI's taxonomy places the organism in Eukaryota, Metazoa, Cnidaria, Anthozoa, Scleractinia, Pocilloporidae. The record is from RefSeq and is a predicted model, not a curated record. Gene Ontology annotation, biological process: retrograde vesicle-mediated transport, Golgi to endoplasmic reticulum. Gene Ontology annotation, cellular component: SNARE complex; endoplasmic reticulum; membrane.